Messenger RNA from Electrophorus electricus (electric eel), 4338 nucleotides. It is a transcript of the gene ttl, whose product is annotated as tubulin tyrosine ligase. Gene Ontology annotation, cellular component: spindle microtubule. Lineage: Eukaryota; Metazoa; Chordata; Actinopteri; Gymnotiformes; Gymnotidae. Gene Ontology annotation, molecular function: tubulin-tyrosine ligase activity. The record is from RefSeq and is a predicted model, not a curated record. Gene Ontology annotation, biological process: microtubule cytoskeleton organization; protein modification process.
AUGACGUCCCAGAGAUGUCUGCUAACUUUCAACAGCAAAUUUGAUUAUCUGGCACCUGCGAAUCUCACUUUUAGUGUUUAUCUAAGUUCAAAAAUUAGAUUUUUGGUUGGCUAGCUAACCUAGCGUUCCACCUCAUUAGCAUUUAAUACACAGCCAAGCCAUCCACUCAGAGGGUGCUUCUGCAGAAGCGCAGCAAGGGAGUCACACCCUAAUAUUCAGCAUUCAUAGGUUAGCUAUAUAAGCUAGCUAGAAUCUUAACAAUGAUCGGUCGUCGAUGACUUUUAUGUUGUACAAGGGGAAUGUGCGGUGAAUAGAAUUUGCUUGGUUACUUAGUGGCGACUUGAAUUAGCUUGGAAGCUAGCGUUAGCUACUUGUGCAUUAAGUCAUCCACUUUUUUUCUGAGAAAUCAUGAACCUCCUGUCUCGGACUACUUUGUUGGGAGACAGAUAACGUUAGCUAGCUAGCAGUGCUAGUGGGACAAGACUAUCUGGCAAAAGCUGAGACGAAGGACCGUUAGUUUCAGGCUAGUUAGCUAGCUAGUGUGUUACAUUACCGCAAUCAAUUAUGAGCAACGUUGCACCAAUUUAUACAUUUGUUAUAAGAGACGACAACAGCACCGUAUAUGCUGAAGUCGCCAAAAUCCUCAUCUCUACUGGAAAAUGGAAACGACUGAAAAGGGAUAAUCCUCGAUUCAACUUGAUGCUGGGAGAACGAAAUCGACUACCCUUUGGACGCUUAGGUCAUGAACCAGGGCUGAUGCAGCUUGUGAACUAUUAUAGAGGGGCUGACAAGUUGUGUCGCAAAGCGUCCCUUGUCAAGUUAAUAAAGACGAGUCCAGAGCUGAAAGACCCCUGCAACUGGUUUCCUGAGUCUUAUGUCAUAUACCCCACCAACCUCAAUACUCCUGUGGCUCCUGCCACCAACGGUAUCAGCCACCUGAAGAGCAGCCCCAAGACAGAUGAGCGUGAGGUCUUCCUCGCCUCUUAUCACUCCAAAAAGGAAAAUGGGGAGGGAACAGUGUGGAUUGCUAAAUCAUCUGCUGGAGCAAAAGGAGCUGGAAUUUUGAUAUCUCAUGAUGCAAACCAAUUGCUUGAGUUCAUUGACAAUCAGGGACAAGUUCAUGUCAUUCAGAAAUACCUGGAGAAACCACUGCUGUUGCAACCAGGUCAUCGCAAAUUUGAUAUAAGGAGCUGGGUGCUUGUUGACCAUCAGUACAACAUCUAUUUGUACCGUGAGGGUGUGCUAAGAACUUCCUCUGAGCCAUACAACAGCUCUGACCUCCAGAACAUGACCAGCCACCUGACCAAUCAUUGCAUCCAAAAGGAGCACUCACAGAAUUAUGGACGCUAUGAGGAGGGUAACGAGAUGUUCUUCGACGAGUUCAGAGAGUACCUGCUAAGCAUUCACAAUGUUUCCAUAGAGACAUCCAUCUUACCUCAGAUCAAGCAGAUAAUAAGGAGCUGCCUCACAUGCAUUGAGCCCGCGAUCAGCACCAAGCACUUAUCCUACCAGAGCUUCCAGCUUUUUGGAUUCGACUUCAUGUUGGACGAGAGUUUUAAAGUGUGGCUAAUCGAGAUCAAUGGAGCCCCUGCAUGUGCACAGAAGCUUUACCCAGAGCUGUGUCAAGGCAUCGUGGACGUGGCCAUUUCCACUGUCUUCUCUCUAAGCGUAGAUGCCCUCUCCAGUUCUCCACCAUUCUCCACCUCACCUUCUCUCACCCCCAGUGCAUGCUCCUCACCCAAACUCAGAGCACCAAAUCAGAUUGGCCCAUUCAUCAAACUGUAAAAGAGAGAGAGCAAGAAAAAGAAUGAAUCCCUUCCAAAAACAUCCACUGCCAGUAGCUAGGCUGCCUAAGGAGAGGUGUAGUAUAGUUAUGGAAUGAUGGGAGAAUAUUUGAAGUUGCACUCUUACUUGUAACAAACUGUCUGAAAUGCUUCUACAUCUGCUUCUGUCUGUCACCCCAUAUCGUUUGGUCCUGUCCGCGGUGAUAUCAGCUUUUUGAGCUAGAGAUACAUUCUUCAAUUUCACUGGUUAAUUAUGCCAGGGCCUCAAUGCACUGCAUAAAUUGUCACACAAGGGUCUGUUUUAUAGUAGCAGAUGAAAGCUGAAGUAAUAAUACAUGGACAGAUCUCUGGAGUUUUUCUGACUUUUUGAUGGGGAAAUGAGAUUCCUCAGGAGUGUUCAUGGAUAUAUUAAAAAAAUGUAGGAUGGUUAUGAAUUUCAUUGCAGUGACGUUAGUGCCUUACAUAUUCGUAUGCCUGCUUCCUAUAAAGCACCAAGUAGGCAUUUCUGAAACAUUACCCAAGGACUAAGGUUCAGUUUGCAAACAGAAUACUGGAAACAAACAAAAUGAAUGUUCAGUCUUGUGCCACUGUUGUAGCGAUUCCUGCUUUGGGCUUUAAAUAGAGGCCGAGCCAGCCUCUGGCACUAUGUUUCACUAUUUUAUAAGCCAUUUUACUUUCCUUUAGAUUUCAAGAGCUUGUGUGUUCUUGUAUUUACUUACACUACCUAUUAGAGUAGCAAUAUGCUUUGUCACUGUAAAUUAUUCUUUACAUGGGUUCAGAAAGUGUUAUUCGUUUACAAUGACCAAGCUUGUAUAUAAAACACCAAUGUAUAUUAUGAAUUUAAUCAUAAAAUAUAUAUAAAGUACAUAGCUACAUGCUUUAACUUUGGGUGAUUGUUUUCAAGCCCGUAGCAUCAGUUAUUAGCUCCAGUGUCCACUUUUUGUAAGUAUUGUUUUUUUUUUUUUCUGUUGUACCACCCAAAUAUCAAGUUAAGUCAUAUGCAUUUAUAUAGCAGAUGCUCCCACAAAGCAGCUUUACAAAUGUCCAAGCCCCCAGUGAGCAAGCCAAGGGUGACAAUGGCAAGGAAAAUCUCCCUAGAGCACGAAAAAGAAAUCUUGAGAGAAACCAAGACUCAAAGGAGUAGGGGAGAUCAUCCUCUGGCCAAAUAUUACAGUCCAUAAUGCAAAUACCUGUCUCAGUAUGUAACCACUAGCAUUUUUUUUUUUUGUUUGAUCAUGCGCAGAGCCCAGCCAAUUUUUUAAAAUUUUACCUUCACUGUAAUGAAGAUUGAACAAGAAAUAAGAUAGUAGCCCCCCCUCCCCCACCCCAUUUUGGUCACUUUUAAAGUCUGUUUCCCUGUUUUUCAUACAUUCAUAUAAUUUCCCAUAUAGAUGGGUGAAACACAGUCCAGUUAAAUUCUUGUAUAAUUAUAUUCUAGAUAUAGUACAUAUCUAGGAACCACAUUUUGCCAAGUUUGUUUUUUAAGAUGAGAUCAUUAGAAUUAAAGAUUCAUUCUUGGUUACACAUACUUUUAGGAACUUUCUACUAAUGUGAAAUUCAUUGUCUGCUGUUAAGAUUUAGCCUGGUAGGCUUGUUCUACAGCGCUUCAAAGUACAUUUGUGAUAUGAUGUAAUCAUGGCAUGCUGCAGUGCAUAUGCUAGUUUAAAAGCUGAAAUGUCUAGAGUAUAUGCUAAACAGUACCAUAGAGAAAAGUGAAGUACAUGUAUUUAAACAUUCAGUUUUCUUAUCAGUGUUGCAUCACUACAAAUGUAUGGAAAAUAUAUUUAGUUGGUUUUCAUUCUUAUUAGCAAUUUAUGUUAAAGAAAGUCUUUCCAUGUAAAGGAAGGGUGCCUUAUACUAAAGUGUAACAUUGAAAUGUGAGAAGACAAAAUACUGAUAUAGUUAAGGGUGGUUUUUUAAAUUAUUUUGUCAGCGUUAUUUUGCGACAUAUUCAGCUAUAGGCUUCCCUUUUUACAUAGAGAGACGGCAACACAAUCUUUUGAAAAGUAUGCAAUGUCCUCAUGAGCUGACAUUUCAUCAACUCUAACCAAAGAGAGAUGGAACUGUUUGUAUAUUUAUUUUGUAUUUGAACAAUUUGGGAUUGUUUAAUGAACAUUACUAUGUAGUAUGUUUGUGCAGAUUUUUCAUCUUUGUGGCAUGAUGUAGUGAAGUCUGCUGUUCUUGGCCACCUGAAAUGGAAAUAGCUUUCAGUGUGUUUCCUGUAUAUGUAUGUUGUUUAGUUAUGUAAGAAAGUAGACUUCUGAAAUGUGUUUUAUGCCUAUUACCAAUGAUAAGGCUGUGUUCAGACCUUUGACGGAACCAGAUUAUAUUGAUAGCCCCCUUGUGUGCAUGUUGAUCUAGCUGUUACCAGAAAAAAAAUCUGGUUUGCUACUUUGUCAUUUUCUGUUUGUAACAAUGAAGGCCUAUAAAUGUAUUUGCAUAACAUAUUUCCAUGUUGUCUUGACACCAAAAGCAUUAUUUCCUAUUUUUGUAAAGCUUUAUGCAUGGGUAAAUUUGGUGUCUGUUGGAAAAAUAAAAUUAGUUUUCAUGGGUU